AUGUACUCCACUUUCUCCGCCAACUUCGAUACCACGAUCGAUGCCUCCCGUGAGAGGUCAGCCACACCCUCAGUCCCACGCCCUAAGCGCAACCAGGUGGCUCGCGCCUGUGACUGGUGUCGGCUCAAUCGUGUCCGAUGCGAUGAUAAGCAGCCAUGCCAGAACUGCCAGAAUCGAGGAGGGACUUGCAGCAAUACAAAGACACAGGAGGCCACCUCACUCCCAGCUGCAAACCGAGAGAUGCAACGAUUACGAAAUAAAGUUAAGGACCUUCAAGACCAGAUCGAGAAACUCAAAGAUAGAGCGGAAAUCCAAGCACAGACGAGUUUCGCAACGCCUCCACUGUCGGAUGCAACACACAGCUCAUUUGACUUUGCGGAACUCACCAAUACUACAGAGGGAUGGCAAGGGGUCCACCAGACGGGGCAGAUUCACUACGGGCCCUUGUCGUCCUCAUAUUUUGUCACCCGAAUCACUCGCUAUCUCUCCGAAGCACUCAACGAGCCAUUGGAAAAUGCCAAAUUACAAGCAUGCAUGGCACGGUUUAAUUACGUGACCCCUACCCAUCAACCGUCUGGAUGGGUUGCCAGCCCGGAUAGCCAGGCGGAUCAGCAUCCGGACGGAAACGAAGAGGCCGAGGAUCUGACCCGGUCACAAGAGGAACACUUUCUCAAUUUGCUCUGGCAAUCUUUUCAUUGCGUUUAUCCUAUUCUUUCCGAACGCGAGUUUCACCAACAUUAUGAGUCAUUAUGGUCUAGUUCCACGCCUGAUGGAAUGUCUACACGAAAGCCAUCCGCCCUGGUCGAUGUGCUGUUGGCAGUGUGUAUGCAGUACAGCAGCACUUUCUUUGUCAGCGGAGACAGUCAACAAGAGGAUGCGGAUGCAGGAUGGCAGGUCAAAAACGCGAAUUCAGCUAGUCGAACUUACUAUCAGAGGGCCCAGAGGCUUCUGCAGGGUGACCUCGAACACCCAACCAUCAUGCUCGUGCAGAGUCACAUCUACUCGAUUGUCUACUUGUACAACACCUCCCUGCUGAAUACGGCGCAUAUCAACUUGGGUGCCACGCUGCGAAUUGCCCACGCAUUGCGGUUGCAUAUCCGCCCGCUGGACGGAAUUUCGCCCGAACAACAGGAGCUGCAGCGCCGGAUCUGGUGGACGCUCUACCGGAUCGACAGCCAGCUCUCGAUGACCCUCGAUAGGCCGCCACUCAUCCAGCUGUCUCAUGUCAGCUGCGGACUACCCGGAGAUGAUCUCGAGCAUGCUCGGCUAUCUGGGACAGUCCUUCUCUCGAAUCAUGAGGACAUCAGCUGGCUCAGCUUCCAUGUCCAGUGCACAAAGCUCACAUUUCUUGUUCAAGGCGUACAGACAGCAUUACACCGGAAAUGUUCUCAGUUGUUGAACGGGGAUAGGUCAAAGGAUAUAUAUGAUGACCUCCCCCUCCUCGAGAAUUUAGCCGAGUUUUUGGAAAGGGAGAUGACAGCUAUUCAUAACUGGGUUCAAAAUGUGCCGCAGUCGCUAUGUAAUCCUCGCAAAGGGGCGGGGGACCCAUUCUCCACCAAUCGGGACGCGUUAAAUCUGUCUCCGUACAGCCCACUCUGGCUGCAGCGCCAACGCCUCCUCCUAGAGCUCCAUUAUCACCAUCUUGUGAUCUCUACCCUACGUCCCUUUAUCCGUUUCCCUCCUGGGAGCUCCUCCGUGACCCCACGGACCGACGGGCACAAUAUAACCUGUUUGAAUCAUGCCAUGGCAAUCACAAGUAUCCUAAAUCAAGUACUGUCCGAAACGGAUCUAUUGCGCGGCUGGCCGCCCAUCUUCCAGUACCAGUGGGAUGCCAUCCUGUGUACUCUAGGGUUUGUGCUCGCCAAUGCCGUGUGUCCUCCGACUCCUUCUGCACGCAAGUCGCUGCAGACGGCGGUUCGCACACUGGACCUUGUAAGUGAUCAUUUCCUGGCGGCCAAAAGCGCGGCCCAGGUUGUCCGCGAUGUCAGUUGCCAGGCCGAUCGGCUCAUCGCCAACGUCCAACAAGGUCUGACCCGACGACAAGCGCCGCGUGCUAGCCAGGCCAUGUCUACCAGAUCCCACAAUUCCAGGCCACCGUCGAAUCAGACCUCGUUCGCUACGCCCGGGCAACCCGGGGUCCAAUCUAAUUCGCUCAAACGCGCGUUGCCACCGACACCCAUGGAGGUGUCACCCCAUCAGCCCAUGCCUAACUUUGAAGCGCGCAUGCAGUUAAUGGACAUGAUGCCGAUUGGUUCAUUACCAGAACUAUCCCCUUCUAUGGGAACGACAGAAUCUCUCUCUGGUGUGAUGCCCUCGGUAAGCUCUGCUGACAUGGUCACCGGCACUGAAGCUCAGUGGCUACAUGCGAGCUCGAUGAUACUAGACUCCUGGACUACGAACUCAUGA
This is a messenger RNA of Penicillium coprophilum, 2406 nucleotides long. RefSeq names its product Zn(II)2Cys6 transcription factor. Gene Ontology annotation, molecular function: DNA-binding transcription factor activity, RNA polymerase II-specific; zinc ion binding; RNA polymerase II cis-regulatory region sequence-specific DNA binding. The transcript is spliced from 2 exons. Gene Ontology annotation, biological process: positive regulation of transcription from RNA polymerase II promoter by galactose; DNA-templated transcription. The coding region runs from base 1 to 2406 and encodes 801 amino acids. The record is from RefSeq and is a predicted model, not a curated record. Gene Ontology annotation, cellular component: nucleus. Lineage: Eukaryota; Fungi; Ascomycota; Eurotiomycetes; Eurotiales; Aspergillaceae.